ACGAAACGUAAAAUCGGUGAAAAUUUCACAGAAUUGGGUCACUCCAGCUGAAGAAUCUUUCGACUCCGCCUAAGCUCAAAGAUUUUCCGGGGAAGUUUUUCUGUGGAAACAAACAUGGAGUCAUGCCCAUCUGUGAAAAACAUCCUUCUCCUUGAUUCUGAAGGCAAGCGUGUUGCUGUCAAGUAUUAUUCAGAAGACUGGCCAACAAAUAGCACAAAAGAAGCUUUUGAAAAAGCUGUGUUUACCAAGACCCAGAAAACAAAUGCCCGGACAGAAGCGGAAAUUGCUAUGCUUGAGAACCAUAUUAUUGUCUAUAAGUUUGUUCAAGACCUUCAUUUCUUUGUUACGGGAGGAGAAGAAGAAAACGAACUCAUCUUGGCCACAGUUCUUCAGGGCUUUUUUGAUGCAGUUGGUCUUCUUCUUAGAGGCAAUGUAGACAAGAAGGAAGCUCUUGAGAACUUGGAUCUCAUUCUAUUAUGCCUUGACGAAAUUGUUGAUGGCGGCAUUAUCCUCGAGACUGACUCUAACGUUAUAGCACAAAAGGUGGCAAGUCAUAGUAUGGAUGCCGGGGCACCAUUAUCUGAGCAGACAAUAAGUCAAGCUCUGGCAACUGCUCGCGAACAUCUAGCGAGAUCUCUUCUUAAAUGAAGAGUGACUCGGAUUUUAACAAGAGAAGCAAGAAGGGAACAAGUAAUUUUGUGUGUUUGGAGUGACUUGAUGUGCAAGUCUUGUAAUUUUUGAGCUAUAACAUGUUCUCACCAAAAUGUAUUUGCAUAUGAGACUUCUACUUCCCAAUAUUAGAGUUCCUUUUUUCUUAUCGGCAUUACUUACUUUUGGUCAAUAUCAUCUUCUCUUCCCAACUUGUUUCAUCUUCUUCUUGUAAACUUGAUUUGGAUAUAUAUAUUUAAAAAAGGGGUAUAACAUCA
Molecule: messenger RNA, 926 nt
Organism: Humulus lupulus (European hop)
Lineage: Eukaryota; Viridiplantae; Streptophyta; Magnoliopsida; Rosales; Cannabaceae
Product: coatomer subunit zeta-1-like
Exons: 6
Coding region: 115-648 (177 amino acids)
Biological process (GO): intracellular protein transport; retrograde vesicle-mediated transport, Golgi to endoplasmic reticulum; intra-Golgi vesicle-mediated transport
Cellular component (GO): COPI vesicle coat
Source: RefSeq, a predicted model, not a curated record